Messenger RNA from Boleophthalmus pectinirostris (great blue-spotted mudskipper), 3321 nucleotides. RefSeq names its product nuclear receptor subfamily 4, group A, member 2a (gene nr4a2a). Gene Ontology annotation, molecular function: nuclear glucocorticoid receptor binding; zinc ion binding; nuclear receptor activity. Lineage: Eukaryota; Metazoa; Chordata; Actinopteri; Gobiiformes; Gobiidae. The transcript has 8 exons. Gene Ontology annotation, cellular component: transcription regulator complex; nucleus. Bases 376 to 2151 code for a protein of 591 amino acids. Gene Ontology annotation, biological process: dopaminergic neuron differentiation; cellular response to corticotropin-releasing hormone stimulus; central nervous system neuron differentiation. The record is from RefSeq and is a predicted model, not a curated record.
GUACCGCUCGUACCGCUGUCAGUGAGCGCGCGGACCCUGCGCAGACCGGGCCAUUGUGACUACCCUCUCCACGCGGGAUUCUUGGACAUUUUACCGUUUUGUGAAUGCGCCCUGAUUUCUAAACGCAUGGAUUGAAACAGAUACGCCUCAUGUGAAAAGGAGAGACCAGAACACUGCCGCUUUGUUGACUCCUGACACCCACUCCACUCUUCAGCCCGUGCACUUGUCACCGCCACACUGUCUGAAGACCCGGGGUAACGCGAGGCCGAAAUAAAGACUAUAAAAGCCGUGUGGAGCUCCCGGUAGUUCUGCUUUCAAACGGGUGAGCGUUCCCCGGCAGUGCGCAUAAACCGUGGUGCGUCGUGCCGUGCAGCCAUGCCCUGCGUCCAGGCUCAGUAUGGAUCAUCACCUCAAGGCGCCAGUCCUGCAUCCCAGAGCUACAGCUACCACAGCGCGGGCGAGUACAGCUGCGACUUCCUCACGCCCGAGUUUGUGAAGUUUAGCAUGGACUUGACCAACACUGAGAUCACUGCCACCACGUCUCUGCCGAGCUUCAGUACCUUCAUGGACAACUACAACAGUGGCGCGUACGACGUCAAGCCCCCCUGUCUCUACCAGGUGCCACACGCGGGCGAGCAGUCCUCCAUCAAAGUGGAGGACGUCCCGAUGCACGGGUACCACCAGCAGAGCCACCUCACAGCCCCGAGCGAAGACAUGAUGCCGCACGCGGGGCCUAUGUACUUCAAGCCCUCCUCGCCCAGCACGCCCAACUUCCAGGUGCAGCCCAAUCACAUGUGGGAAGACCCGGGCUCUUUGCACAGUUUCCACCAGAACUACGUGGCCACGCACAUGAUGGAGCAGCGCAAGAACCCCGUGUCCCGGCUCUCCUUGUUCUCCUUCAAACAGUCUCCUCCCGGAACCCCCGUGUCCAGCUGUCAGAUGCGCUUUGACGGCCCGCUGCACGUGUCCAUGAACCACGACAGUCACGGCGGCGCGCAGAGCUUCGCGGUGCCCAGCGCUCUGAGGAAACAGGCCGGGCUGGCGUUCCCGCACUCGCUACAGCUGGGACACGGGCACCAGCUGGUGGACAGCCAGGUGCCCUCCCCACCGUCCAGGGGCUCCCCGUCUAACGAAGGGCUGUGCGCGGUGUGUGGGGACAACGCCGCGUGUCAGCACUACGGCGUCCGGACCUGCGAGGGCUGCAAAGGCUUCUUCAAGCGAACCGUGCAGAAGAAUGCAAAGUACGUGUGUUUAGCAAAUAAAAACUGUCCUGUGGACAAACGCCGGAGAAACCGGUGCCAGUUCUGUCGCUUCCAGAAGUGCCUUGUGGUGGGGAUGGUUCGGGAAGUCGUCCGGACGGAUAAUCUGAAAGGUCGCAGGGGGAGACUACCGUCCAAACCCAAAAGUCCCCAGGAGCCCUCUCCGCCCUCGCCACCCGUCAGUCUCAUUAGCGCCCUGGUCCGGGCCCACGUGGACUCCAACCCGUCUAUGUCUGCGCUCGACUACUCCAGAUUUCAGUCCAGCCCGGACUUCCAAAUGAGCGGCGACAACACGCAGCACAUCCAGCAGUUUUACGACCUGCUCACCGGCUCCAUGGAGAUCAUCCGGGGCUGGGCCGAAAAGAUCCCGGGUUUCUCCGACCUCCCCAAACAGGACCAGGACCUGCUGUUUGAAUCCGCCUUCCUGGAGCUGUUUGUGCUGCGUCUCGCCUACAGGUCCAAUCCGGUGGAAGGGAAACUUAUAUUUUGUAACGGCGUGGUGCUGCACAGGCUACAGUGCGUGCGCGGAUUCGGCGAGUGGGUGGACGCCAUCGUGGAGUUUUCUUCCAAUUUGCAGAGCAUGAAUAUAGACAUCUCCGCGUUCUCGUGCAUCGCUGCCCUCGCCAUGGUGACAGAGCGACACGGCCUAAAGGAGCCAAAGCGAGUCGAGGAUCUCCAAAACAAGAUCGUCAACUGCCUCAAAGAUCAAGUGACGUUCAAUGGCGGCGGACUGAACCGGCCCAACUACUUGUCAAAACUGUUGGGAAAGCUGCCCGAGCUGCGCACGCUAUGUACCCAAGGUCUGCAGCGUAUCUUUUACCUAAAACUAGAAGACCUAGUACCGCCCCCGGCAAUAAUUGACAAACUUUUCCUCGACACAUUACCUUUCUGAGUCUUCACAAACAAAAAUAUGGACUUCCAAAAAGACAGAAGGACUGAAUUAUUGUUCUAAUUUGUGAAUAGAGCAGGAUAAGGAUUCGUGUUAUAGGCCUUUGGAUUGUUUGAUUGACAGAGCUCUUACACUUUAUUCUAGCGGGUUUCCAAAGAUGUCUUGUGUAUAUUUGUCGUCAGAUCACUCUUUAAUUUAUUUUAAAUAUGUAUAAACACAAUUACUUUUACUUUAUAUCCUUAUUUAUUUAUAACAAACGAUCAACGUAUUCGCCUUCACGCAGCGCAGAGAGGAUGUGGCCAUGGCAACUGUUAAUUAAACUUACCCUCUCCACGAAUUUACGAACAAAAUUAACUCAUUACGAGACACUUUUUACUCACUUUUAGCCACUUAAUUGGCGCUGCCAUGGCAACAGACCUCUUUGCUCUCUGUGCUUCAGUCUUAACUUUACUUUGUGGCUGGUCUGACGCUAAACUUUCAAUGGAGACACCUUUGCGUAACCCACCCUUGAUGUAAUAUAUGCCAUUUAUAAAUAUAUGCUACCAUUUGCGCACACCACGCUGUAUAUGACAAAUAGAUGAUGUACAAAGUUUGUUACAAUUGACUUUUUUUUUUUCUUUCUUGCUGCCUCGUGCCUAUGUGUAUCUGACAGGCCCCCCAUCCACGAAGCAUGUUCUUUUCCCCCCGAUUUUUGUUCUUAUAGGCACUUGCUGAGGUGAUGUCUAUAUCAAACAUAUACCGGACACUAUGUAGUCUGCUAGAUUUGAUACGGAUUCGUAGUUCUUCUUUUUCUGUACGACGCGUUCUGUGGCAGAUUCUUCUCCUGUGUAUAGAGACCCGAGGGACCCAUGGUGUUUGUAAAACUGUCAGACAUUCCUUAUUUGUAUGUGCUGUAAGUAUUGUUGCUGUUAAAUAUAAACGUUUCUAUAUAUUUAUGAUUUAUAUCGCCAAGAGCUACACUUAUUACGCAUGGUGCAAAAUUGGACAAAAAAUGGACCAUCCCGCCGAGCACGUUGUGUCUCUAUGUUUUUUCCUGUCUUCUUCCUUAAACGUCUAGAGCUAGUUCAAAGUUUUUUAUAUUAAUUUAUUUAUAUGCCCCGCGACAUCUUCUCCUUAAAAAGCCAGAAGGGUUUGUUUGUUCGUUCGUUGAUGCUACUAUUGCAGCUCUGAUCC